AUGGGGGUCACACGCAGCGGGCUCAACGUGGAUGAAGAACAGAUGAUGCCUGGUGAAACCCUUGAUUCGUGGUUAAUUGAUCUCCGCAGUCUGGUUAAAACCUGCGGCUAUGGAACGGGUGUUGAUUCGGUCUUACGAGUUCAGAUAGUGUUAGGUGUGGCUGAUCCCCUGGUCCGUGAGAAACUGUUGUUCGAAAAAAAUUUGUUGUUGGAAGCCUCGUGUGAAAUGAUGCUGCUCACGCCAUUCAGAGUCGGCGCGUUAAUAGGAGGUUUGCGAGAAUUGUCUCAGUUAAUAUCCAGAGCCCUGCCUGAUCAUCAGCCGGUGACAAAUCAACAUUCAACCCCACCGACCAAUACAGUAGAUGACCAGCAGCAUUUCAGAUGCAACAAGUGCAGUCGUCACCAUAGAAAAAAUCAGUUUCGUGUUUCGAAUGUCCGGUGUUUUACUUGCGGUGUCAUCGGCCAUGUGUCUAGUUGUUGUCCUAGCUCCUCAAACAUCCGCCAGGUGUCGUCAAGUCAAGCGCCAAACUCCAUGGCAAAAGUUCAUGUUGUUGAGGGUGAGAUGCAAUGGGUCGGUGACGUCGAGAGUGGCGGUACGGUGAUGACUCUCCCGCUGUCAGUUGAAGAAGAUUAUUACGUCUCGCAUGCGCUAACGACGUCUAGCAGUGGUUCCGAGUGGUGCCAGCAGGUGCCAGUAGAUGGCGAUAGUGUUGACGUCAAGCUUGAUUCUGGAGCUACCUGUAACAUACUACCGUAUGAGACGUUUGCUCUGCUGCCCCAAACGUGCCGCCGUCUUUGCCCUGGGCCUAUUGUUAUCAGCUAUCGCGCACAAGAUGGCCUCAUACGAGUGCUGGGGUUGCACACAGCCAAAGUGGUUCAUAGAGGCGCUGUGUUCAUUAUUGACUUCGUAGUGGUUGAUGAGUCUGGUCAGCCACCCCUUCUUGGGCUCCCAUCUUGCGAGAAGCUGAACCUUAUUCGGCGAGUUGACGCUGUACAGUCGCCAGUUAAAACUCUGUGGCCGCCAAUCGUCAUGGAGUUCAUGGACGUCUUCAUGGGAUUGGGUAAAUUGCCUGUAGAAAAUGACAUUCGGUUACUGUCAGGUGCUAAUCGUGUGGAUCCUGUUGUGUAUGCAGCCAGCCGACUUCCGUUCCGGCUGGAGGAUCGCGUCUUUAAGAAGUUGGACGAAAUGGUCAAGGAAAACAUCCUCGCACCUGUGCAAGAGCCAACUGAGUGGGUCAGCCGCAUGAUGGUGGUCGGAAAGCCUGACGGUGAUGUCCGAAUUGGUCUGGACCCGUUUGAACUGAAUAAAGCCAUUCAACGCCAACAUUUUGCCGUUCCCACCAUUGAGCAGCUCUUCAGCAAGCUGGGUAAAGCCCGAUAUUUUUGUAGCCUUGAUGCUGCAUCUGGUUUUUACCAGAUUCCUUUGUCUAAUACAGCGUCCUAUCUGUGUACGAUGGCAAUUCCAAAAGGCUACUAUCGCUUCCUCAGACUGCCAUUCGGGUUAAAAUCGGCUUCUGAAAUUUAUCUUCAGACGAUGAAUGACUUGUUUGGGGAAAUGCCCGUCGUGCUCAUCUACUUUGAUGAUUUCCUUGUUACGGGGUUGCCCUCUCAAAUCCUAAUGAAUAGACGAUCCAAUUUCCAGUCAUUGGAAAUGACCGAGUUGUGCAAGAAGUUAGGUGUAAAAGAAUUGAAAACUACGGCCUAUCAACCACAAAGUGAUGGAGCUGUAUAA
Molecule: messenger RNA, 1731 nt
Organism: Daphnia magna
Lineage: Eukaryota; Metazoa; Arthropoda; Branchiopoda; Diplostraca; Daphniidae
Exons: 4
Coding region: 1-1731 (576 amino acids)
Molecular function (GO): zinc ion binding; nucleic acid binding
Source: RefSeq, a predicted model, not a curated record